ACGAGAUUAAAACGUAUUUCCUUUUAGUUAAGUCAACAACUAGUUGUUCCCUCUACUCUAUUGAAAAUAGAAAAAAAGCUCAAACCGUACUAGACUUCAUCUCAAGAGUAUAAAGAGCCUUGGACAACUCAAAUUUCAUUACAGUAGUUCGUCGAUCAUUCACUAAGAUGAUUAAGUUUGUGAUUUUUUUGAGCCUUAUCGUUUUUGCAUCUGGACAUACCAAGUCCACAAGUGAAUCGUCAAAACAAAAACGCAGUAUUUUUGAGAUUGAGAGUCCAAUUUCAAGUUACGGGCACGGUUACCCUUGGACUAGGAGUAAAAAUUUAUUGAAAGUUUUAAAAAUUCCAUCGGAAUUGUCAGUGUUGCCGACUCGAAGCAUAGUAAGCUACGGUAGCGCAGCAAGACCGCCCAGCCCAUUAGUUUUAACAAAACAUAUCAUCGUUGAAAAGCAAAUUCCGGUACCUAGGAAACCAGUAAUUUAUGAAAAACAAGUACCAAUCCAUGUUCCUGUUCAUAUACCAGUAAAGGUUCCAGUUGACAGAUUUGUUCCUGUAACAGUUGAAAAAUCAGUGCCAGUUCCUGUACCCCAGCUUCUUCCAUACCCAGUUGAACGUCAAGUACCAGUCCGUCAAGACGUACCUUACGCAGUACCAAUAAUCAUCACUCAAAUAGCUCAAGCUCCACAACCAACUUCUUCACCGCAAACUUUUCAAAUAGCUUCUCAGCCGAGUCCACCACCUCAAGUUCUUCAGUUGGCCCCAGCAUCACAGCAAAAUCCCUCUCCACACCUUUUUCAAUUAACACAAGCUCCACAGCAAAGUCCACCACAGCAACUUCUUCAAUUAGCACAAGCUCCACAGCAAAGUCCACCAUCGCAACUUUUUCAAUUAACACAAGCUCCACAGCAAAGUCCACCACCCCAGCUUCUUCAAUUAGCACAAGCUCCACAGCAAAAUCCACCAUCGCAACUUCUUCAAUUAGCACAAGCUCCUCAACCAACACUGGCGACACCCACUCUCAGUCAACUUCAAUCCAAUUUAUCACCUCAACUAUCCAAUCCAAGGCCUUCAAUCUUACCAAUCAGUUUUUCUGUAAACGCUGGUAUCUCUGCCGGAGUGCAAAGUGCUCCUCAACAUCCGGAUCUUCAAAACAUUGAUUUUAGUAGUCUCGCUCAAUUAAACUCAUUUCAUCAGCCACCUCCAUCCCCUCAACCGUUGCAAUCAAAUGAUCUUGGAUCUCUUUGGGGUCCUGAAGAAUAUAAUGAUCUUUAUAGUAAAUAA
Cotesia glomerata is the source of this 1280-nucleotide messenger RNA. Its product is annotated as leucine-rich repeat extensin-like protein 2. The record is from RefSeq and is a predicted model, not a curated record. NCBI's taxonomy places the organism in Eukaryota, Metazoa, Arthropoda, Insecta, Hymenoptera, Braconidae. Bases 168 to 1280 code for a protein of 370 amino acids. The transcript has 4 exons.